Molecule: messenger RNA, 2430 nt
Organism: Chlamydomonas reinhardtii
Lineage: Eukaryota; Viridiplantae; Chlorophyta; Chlorophyceae; Chlamydomonadales; Chlamydomonadaceae
Exons: 13
Coding region: 464-1699 (411 amino acids)
Biological process (GO): monoatomic cation transport
Molecular function (GO): monoatomic cation transmembrane transporter activity
Source: RefSeq, a predicted model, not a curated record
GCAAAGGAUAGUCGCUGGCGAUUUCCUGGCCUGCAGCGCCAUCAAGUACACAACUGCACCCGCGCUCUCGCAAAAGCGUAACCCGCGGACUAAACGCCUUCCAUCCUUGGCGCAUUGCGAUAAUAGCUCAAAAGGGAGCGAGGUCUGCGCGGCCGGCAUGGCCGGCUGGCAGCAACUGUCCCGCCGCUGUCCCGCGCCUUCACGCGCUGCCUGCUGCUGCGCGGCCUUAGCGCCGGCCUCAGCCCUUCCCUGCCACCCUAGCUACAUGUGGUCACUCACCAGUGUGUCCUCCAAGUACUCCAAAAAGCCCCGACACAUGCUGGCGCACUCGGCAGCCGGCGGGGACGGCAAGACAGGCGCAUCCAACUCGGGGAGAGAUGAGGCGGUGGUGGUGACGGCCUCCAGUGUGGCCCCACUGCCGCAGCUGCAGCUGCUGCAUGGGGGAGGCGCAGGACCCGCACUGAUGCGGCCCGACGGCACAGCGGCGUCGGGGGCGGCGGGCGGGUCCGGCGCAGCAGGCGGCGGGGGCUGUGGCAGCGGCAGUCCGGGGGUGCUGCACCAGGUGCACGUGCACAUAUACGGGGGGCAGGGGCACGUGUCUGGUCAGGGCAGGGGACAGUACGCGGCCGGCGGUGGGGCGGGGUCGCGGGCGGAGUUAGGGGGCGGGGCUGCGGGGACAGGGACGUCGUCUGGCCUGUGUAUCGAGGAGGGCGGCGGGCGACUGGACUUGACCCCGGGUGUGGUGCCCAGUCCGCCACUGGGCCAGCCCUACCAGCGCCCGGGACACACACACAGCGCGGGCGGAGCUGGGCCCGGCCUGCUGGCGGGCUCAGCCGUGGGCGUGGGACCGGCUUCAGCAGCAGCUGCGGCCGCUGCCGCCGCUGGUGGCAGUGUGGGUGUGGUUGGCGGCAGCAGUGAGUCUCUGGGCAGUCUGGAUGCGGAGCUGGUGCGCACCUCGGCGCUGUCGGCGGCGCGGCGGGGGCAGCUGUGCGACUCGGGGCUGCCAGACCCAGACAUGUGUGACCUCACGGAUGAGAGCGGCCCGCCUGCGCCCAUGCCCGUGGUGGAGGAAGCGCUGAGCAGGGGCCGCUGGCUGCUGGGGCUGCUGAUUGUGCAGUCCACGUCUUCCUUCGUGCUUGACGCAUAUCAGGACCUGCUCCGGGACCACCUGGUGGUGACCCUGUUCCUGACCAUGCUGGUGGGGGCGGGAGGAAACGCAGGCAACCAGUCCGCCAUCAAGGUCAUUCGCGGCCUGGCCACGGGUGUGAUCCGGCCCUCCUGGCCCUCGGCCCGCGCCACCUUGCGGGAGCAGGCGCUGGUGGGCGUGCUGCUGGGCGCGGGUCUGUCUGCGGGCGGCUUCCUGCGCGUGUACGCCACACAUGGUGACUUCAACAACGCAGUGGCCAUCAGCAUCAGCCUGUUCCUGAUCGUGAUGACCUCAGUCGUGCUGGGCACCGGCCUGCCCUUUGCCCUGGCACGUGCGGGCGUGGACCCGGCGAAUGCUGGGACAAGCAUCCAGGUGCUGAUGGACAUCCUCGGAGUGGGUGAGCUCGACUACGACCAGCGGGCGGGAAUCUGGGAAUUAGGCGUGCUGGCCAUCACGUGCGUCACCUGCAACUUCAUAUUGGUACAGCUGGCCAGUGGCAUCGCGGCCAGCAGUGCGGCGGCGGCGGCGGCAGCGGCAGCUGGUGCAAUGUGAGGGCAGUGGGCGUUGGGAGCAGUGGGCGCAGCGUAGGAAGUGUAGGGUAGUUGGGGGCGCAUGCCUUGGCGCAAGCCGGGCGCACGACCAGGCGGCGCGUGCAUGCUAGAGAGAGGAAGAAGCUGACGGAAGGCCAGACCUGUGAGACUGCCGUGUGUUAUCCUACUGUGCAUGGGGUUGGGAGUGGCUGCAGCAGCCCUGCACAACUUCAGAGCCACACCAUGGCAGGUUUGGGCAUGGUAUUUACGUAUGGUGUUCAUAAUAGUGGCACAGUAUUGGCCCGGCACGGCAACAGUGAAGUGCUCGUGCAUUCGGCAGAGCGUAUGCAGGAGGGUGCUGCCAUGAAAGGUCAUGGCGGGUUGGCACCGGCACCGGGGGUACACCUGGUUGGUGCAGAAUUGCUGCUGGUGUAAGCAGUGACAGAGUCGCUCGUCAUGACGCGCUGAACGUAGAAGUGGUAGUGGUGUUGCAAGAUGGGACAGAUGCUGGUGGACGUCGGAGCGGCUGAGCAGGGCCGGGGGGGGGGGGAACACUCGUCAACUAACAGCUGAACACUUGCCAAACACAAGGGGUUCCCGCACUCUUGCCUUGAUCGGCUUUCCAUGCUCAUGGGCAGCGCGCUCGCACGUACAGGAGAGGUGCGGGCGCCAUGGCAUGCCGCGUGUGGGCUUGAUACCAAGGGGUGCCUGUUUGGUUUCCCAUUGUCCCUCGAAGGUCGUUACGCUUCACUA